AUGGUAUGUAAGUUGAAUAAGUCGUUGUAUGGACUCAAACAAGCAUCACGGCAGUGGAAUUUGAAAUUUACCACUUGUUUACUAGCAUAUGGUUUUCAACAGUCCAAGGCUGACUAUUCUUUAUUUACUAAGACUACUCAAACCGGGGAAUUCAUUGCCUUGUUGGUUUAUGUGGAUGAUAUUGUGAUUAGAAGCACUUCAAUGGAUCUUACUAAUGAAGUUAAAGAUUAUUUGAGUUCUAAUUUCAAGCUUAAAGACUUAAGGAAACUCAAGUAUUUUCUUGGCUUAGAAGUGGCAAUAUCAAGUAAAGGAAUAUUUCUUUGUCAAAGGAAGUAUACUCUGGACAUCUUAACAGAGUAUGGCCUAUUAGGAUCUAAACCAAUGUCUACACCGAUUGAAUACCAUCAUAAGAUGACAAGAGCUAAAGAUGAGGAACAGUUGAGAGACAGUACUAUGUGUAGACAGUUGUAUAUGGACAAGCCAAGUGAAGUUCAUUUACAAGCAGCUUUCAGAGUGUUACGAUAUCUCAAAACAGUUCCUGGUCAAGGUAUUUUAUUUUCUACUGAUUCUAAUUUAUGCUUACAAGCAUAUAGUGAUAGUGAUUGGGCUGGCUGCCUAGACACUAGAAGAUUAGUUACUGGUUUUGGUGUAUUACUGGGAAAAUCAUUGAUUAGUUGGAAAGCUAAAAAGCAGAGUGUGGUAGCAAGGACUUCUACUGAAGCUGAAUAUCGAGUAAUUGCAGCAACUUGUUGUGAAGUGAUUUGGUUGCUGUAUUUACUUAAGGACUUCAAUGUUGAACAUUCAUGUGCAGUGAAACUGUUUUGUGACAAUCAAUCAACUCUUCAUAUUUGUCGGAAUCCUAUAUUUCAUGAGCGUACCAAACAUAUCGAGAUGGACUGUCACUUUAUUCGAGAGAAAGUAGCUACAGGCUAG
This is a messenger RNA of Theobroma cacao (cacao), 933 nucleotides long. The record is from RefSeq and is a predicted model, not a curated record. Lineage: Eukaryota; Viridiplantae; Streptophyta; Magnoliopsida; Malvales; Malvaceae.